This is a messenger RNA of Capronia epimyces CBS 606.96, 1152 nucleotides long. RefSeq lists its product as uncharacterized. NCBI's taxonomy places the organism in Eukaryota, Fungi, Ascomycota, Eurotiomycetes, Chaetothyriales, Herpotrichiellaceae. The transcript is spliced from 3 exons. The coding region runs from base 1 to 1152 and encodes 383 amino acids. The record is from RefSeq and is a predicted model, not a curated record.
AUGCCGGCCACCAACGUUCCGCCGCCGAGUCCGAGCCAGAGUAGCGAUGCAAAUGACGAUGCAAACUUCAAUGUGCAAGGCCCUGCACCGAUAUCAAGGAUAUGGGAGGGUCGAGGAUGGGCACUCGAGGUUGUCCAGCAGCCAAUUCGAGCUCGCAUGUGCGGUUUUGGUGACAAGGAUCGCCGGCCUAUAUCCCCUCCGCCAUGUAUCAGAUUGAUCAUAUUUAAUCCAAGGACGGGAGUAGAGAUUGACUAUGAAAAAGUCUCAGAUCUCUCGAGACUGGUUCUGAACGUCGACUUGUGGAAUCUCCACGGUUCUCGAGAGGAUAAUUGUGUCAAGCACAAUAACACUUCGCCAUCCAUUUCUUCAGUUGUGACAACGGCAUAUCCUACAACGAUCAUAGGUCCUACACCUGGUACUGCAGCACCGCUUCCAACCUACAACACUACAAAUCCCCCAACAUACUCAUCUCAGACCUAUACAUCACCCACCACGAGCGGUCCAAAUUCUGCCUCCUCGGCCUACAACAACGACGAUCCACGUCCGUACAGCAAUGGUGGUCCCAGCUACGCACAAAGAAAUCCACCAUAUCCAUAUAAUGCCCAGUACCAAAAUGGUUACGAGCCAUCCUACAACUCUCGUGCCUCCACUGUUGGCUCAAUAUCUUCCGGAAGCCAGAUACGCUCUGCUCGUUCAUCCCAAGACCUCGGACCACCAAAAGACACUCAGAUCGCCAAAAAUCUUAUUGGAAGCGCAUCAUCAAGUGCCUUCCGGUUGGUUGAUAACAAAGGAAAGGUUGGAUUGUGGUUUGUGCUUCAAGACCUCAGCGUUCGUACUGAAGGAUGGUUCCGGUUGAAAAUGAACUUCUUCAAUUUGUCGGAGUUUAACCUCACGGAGGGGGACAGCAGUGGCAGCCUUCAGAACCCCGAGCUUUUCAGCGAGGCACCGUGUCUGGCAACAGCUUUCAGUCGGCCCUUCAAGGUUUAUAGUGCCAAGAAGUUCCCUGGUGUGAUCGAAACCACCGAGUUGAAUCGGCAGUUUGCAAAACAAGGCAUCAAAAUCCCCAUCAGGAAGGUGGAUGGAAACAACAACAAAAAGCGAAAGGGCAUCGAGGAGGAUGACUAUGAAGACGGCUAUGACGAGGAAGAUUAG